Molecule: messenger RNA, 7284 nt
Organism: Caenorhabditis angaria
Lineage: Eukaryota; Metazoa; Nematoda; Chromadorea; Rhabditida; Rhabditidae
Source: the annotation of a GenBank genome assembly
AUGAAAGCACAACAAUUAUUCCUGAUUCUUAAUUUAUUCAUAGUUCUCGUAACUUCGACGACAACUUCUUCAGAAGCUGGCAUAAUUUCCGAUGAUUUACUAAAUGACAACUCCUCAACAAUCACAAAUGUGACUAUAGAAUUGCCGGCCACAACAUCAGCACCGAAACCUCUGCCGCAAAAACGAGAGGAACCCGAGAAAAGCGUUUUCCGCUGCAAAAAUAUGACGAAUCAACUUGUCGAUUGUAAAACGGCGUGUGUGGCGAAGAGUAGUGUGGAUGAGACGAAUUAUGAGUUUGAUCAUCAGUGAGUUUUUCGGGAGGAAGGGACUUAGUAUAAGUCCACGCUACAGUUGGACAUCGACUAAAUGACAUUUUCAGGUUUUUUAAGCAAGUGAGUUGAAAUAUUGGGUUCUAAUGUUAUUCAUAUGAUAGAAUGGUCUAAGACGAACAGAAUUAUAUAAAUUUUGAUGACUUUACGUUAUCCAUAAGUGAUUUAGCGACGUUUAAUCGAUCGACUCGGCUUAUCGACCAAAUAUCGAUUAAACCUCGCUAAAUCAGUUAUGGAUAACGUAAAGUCAUCAAAAUUUAUAUCAUUCUGUUCGUCAUAGACCAUUCUAUCAUUUGAAUAACAUUAAAACCCAAUAUUUCAACUCACUUGCUUAAAAAACAUGAAAAUGUCAUUUAAACCGCUUUAUGAUCACCAAUAUUUUCCAGAAAAUACGGUGUUCAAAUAAUGCGUCGUGGCUGCGAAGGUCACUCAAACUUCAAUCUCAAAUCAGUCGAAUGCAAAUACGAAACCAACAACGGUCUACCCUACUCAAUUCUCUAUUCAAUCGCAAACUACGAGAAGAAUCGCUUCUUAACAGUUCGAAAAUACUGUUGUUGGACUGUUGGCUGCAAUGCGAAAAACGAUUUUCGCAAUCCGCGAUACGUUUUUGUUCCGCGAAGUAAUGUGAAAAAAGCGAUUGAUUCAUUGCAAGUCGAUUCGUUCUUCUAUUUUGUGAUCACAGCGGUGGUUUUGCUGUUUUUAGCGAUAUUUGCGGCGCAGAAAUACUAUGUUUACGCGACUUCGCGGAUUCAAGUUAAGAGAACUGAUUAUUAUAAUGAGGCGGAGCAGAAUUUGAAAGAACUCAAUGAAUUUAAGGAGGAAUCAAUGAUUGAUGUAAGUUCACCUGACUCAUAUAAAUCGAUCGAAAAUCAAAAAUUUUCUAGACUCGUGUAAAAGUGACAGGUUGCAUGACAAUCAAGGAUCUCAGCAAAGUUCUAGCCCUCUUCCCAGAUGAAUCGAGAAACAGUAAACUCUCAAAAACGCAUUCGGACGAUGUCUAUGCGUAUGCUGGAAAUGAUAUGCUCAAAGGCGCGAAAUGCUCGACACAUCGUUGUAGUAUCGAAGUCGAACGACCACUUUUGGCACAUUGUAUUGGAUUUGGUCAUGAGAUUAUGAAUACGGAUCGAGUUAUUUUGACGCCGAAGGAUUUGUUGUAUCGAAUGGUUGAACAUGGACCUUAUCAGUUUCCGUUUGAUAUUAUUGAACUUUUGCAGGUAUUUUUGGGCACUGUAGACGCGAAAAAUCAUUUUUUUUUGUUCAAAAUCGUUAUUGGCGCCAAAAUUCACUUAGGAUUUCAAAAAUUCCUGAUUUUUGACGCCUUAAAUACCCUAUUUCUAGAAUGCGUCAAAAUCUACAGUAAUUCUAUUAUCAAAGUAAAAAUACGCAAAAAAAUAGGCCAGAAAUUAAAUUCCCAAGUUCCUUCCCCAAGUACGGUAUUCCUCCGCGUCACUAACACCUCAUUGGGCAGAGAAACAAAGUUAAAGGUACAUAUUAUCGAAAAUCUCAUCGGUAUCACGCGCUCCACCGAAAUAAACACGCAACGCAGACCGCGCCGCGCCACAACACACACAAAUAAGGGAACGAAUCGAAUCAUUCCCUUCUUUGUGUGUGUGUAAUAGUGCGGCGCGGUCUGCGUUGCGUGUUUAUUCCGGUGGAGCGCGUGGUACCAAUGAGAUUUUCGAUAAUAUUUGUUGCCAAAAUACACAGUAACCCUAGGCUUGUUUAGAUUUUAAAGAUUCCUAAUUUUUGAAGGCUAAAAGUACCGUAUUUCUAGAAUUUUUCGCGCCAAAAUCUACAGUAACCUGAGUCUUUGAAAACUCUUAACUUGUGCCGAAAGUUGCAACAACGCUAAGCUUAUUUGAAAAAAAGAAAGGCCAGAAAUUCAAAUCCCAAGUUCCUCCCCCAAGUACGGUAUUCCUCUGCGUCACUAACACCUCAUUGGGCAGAGAAACAAAGUCAAAGACGCACAUAUGGGUCUCGCAGCGACUGGCAGGAACGCCGUACUUGGGAAGAGUGUCAUUUGAAUUUCUGGCCAAAUUUUUUUUAAAAUUUCAAUGAUAGGAACUCUUAUGGGGUGAUUCAAGUCUUUUUUUUUUUGAAAAAAAUGUUUUUUUUCAUUUUUUUUUCGACUUGAAUCACCCCAUUAAGUUUUGGUUCUUGGUUAAAAUGAGCAAUGUUACAAUGUUCAAUGAGCACAAAUUAACGUUCCAGCUCUUCGAAGAAACGGCCUACAUUCUUGGAACCGAGCCAAGUCUUCUCAAACUCGAAGGUGGAAUCACAAUCGUCGGCGAUUUACGUGGUCGCUACAUCGAUCUUCAUCGCUGGCUUCAAUUAACCGGUUGGCCACCAAAUAACAAACUUCUAUUCCUCGGUGGAAUGAUUGAUGUCGAACAAAAAGGCUCACUCGAAACCCUCGCCCUAAUCUGCGCUCUCAAAUGUCGCUUCCCCCACCACAUUUAUAUGCUACGCGGUGUUCCGGAAGCGUCGGAAUUCACAAUUUCGAAUCGAUAUGAUCCGAUGAUUUGUAGAUCUAUACAAUCAUCGGUGGCAAGAAUGUUGUCGUAUUUACCGUAUUCGGCUGUGAUUGGACAAUCGAUUCUGGCGACUUAUAGUGGAUUUUCGCCGCUGGUUAGAUCGAAACAGGAUUUGUUGGCGAUUCAGAGACCGGUUAGAUUGGAUUCGAUUGGGAAGAUUGAGAAACAUAUUAUGUUUAAUCAGCCAUCGCCGACAGUUAAAAUGUAUCGACCAAAUCCGUGUGAGUUUUGGGGAAAGGGGGGGGGAGGGUUUAGGACCAGAAAUUGCAUUAACUUAAAUUUCAGCUAGCUAGAAAAAUUAUAGAGCUUUCUGAAAGUAAGAACUUAGGAUAACUUUCACCAAAAAAAUCUGAGAAUUUGAAAUUUAGAAUUGAUUUUUCUGGAUUAAUGUUUUCAAAUUGAUUUUCAAGAUUUUUUACUGAAAAGUUUCUAGGGCUAAAUUUUUGAUAGUCUGAAAUAUUAUUGAAUUAAAAACACGUGAGAAAUAAAAAACUAGGUCAAGUGACGUGGAUUUAAAAACAGUAUAGGUAGCCAUGUCGUCAGUUGCGAUGCGUGUGGGCGACACGUUUUUAGAAAUGAAAAUUUGGCAAAUUCAAUGGAAAAUAUAAGGGCCCUGCAAUCUCAAAAAUAUGAUAUAUGAACAUAAUGAUCACUUUUGAGGUCUCGGUAAAGAACAAUAACAUAACGCCGAAAAUUCUAACCUAAUUCGAUGAAUUUUUUAUGCCGAAUUUUCUAGCCUAUAUAAAACGAGCCAUCAUGUGAAAAAGACUGUAUUAUUAUUUUUUAUUCAAAAAUCACAAAUUUUUUUUUCGGUUUUUUUUUUGUUUUCAACAACUAGUUUGUUUUUUAUUAAAAGUUUAUUAACACAAAAAAAUAAGGGGGAAAAAGGAUAAAGAAUAUUGAAGUCUUCGUCGUAGUCGCCAGAAUGAUAUGUCGACAAGUGUGAGUUUCCAGCAAGUUUCAUUGAAAGUCUGUAAAAUGAUCUGUUUUUAAUAGGGACGGAAACAUUUCAAAUCAGAAUCUUUUUACAUUGUGUAAAAUGGAUCCUAGAAUUUCUGUUCCGAAAAAAUAUCUAGCAUUAUUUUCAACAUCUUAUUUUUCAUUGGAAUCUUUUUACAUUAUGUAAAAAGAUUCUGAUUUUUUUCAAAAAAAUUCACGUUUUUUAAUUUAAUUUUAUCAGAAUCUUUUUACAUUAUGUAAAAAGAUUCUGAUUUUUCAUCAUUCAGAGAAAUUUCAUUCCAAAAAAACAACUUAUUGUGUCAUAAAACUAACUAAGAAAGUUUGGAAAGGUUGAAACUUGACAUGACAAUAAGCUCAUGCGAAAUAAUUUAUUUCCAAAUUCUAAAUUUUCAAAUUGAAAUUACUGUAAUAUUCAGCGAAAAACUGCAAAAAACGUGGCAUUGGAUUGUAAGUGUUUGUUUUCGAACUUACGGUAUUCAAAUUAAGCUCAUAAUGAUAGUAAAUAGUUGUUUUCUGAAGGAUAAUCUGCUCGAUUUGAAAAAACUGCCGGAAAAAUAAAAAUUUUGAUUGGAAAUGAUGAACUGUGAUGUGGCUCUACGUUAAAAUAAGUGACGUGUCCUAAUUUUUUUCAUUUCGCGAUUUCAAUUUUAUUUUUCCGGCUGCUUUUUUUCAAAUUGAGGUGAGUGAAAGGCUUUCCCUAUGUACAAAUCUUGCCAAUGCGAAAAGUACGGAAGCGAAAGCCACAUAUACAGUCUUCGCGGCUGCUUUGAUCUUUUAUGUUGAAUAAGGAAACUUUCUAUAUUAUAAUGGUUCUCUUCCAAAAGUCAGAUAUGUAAAUUCAGAUUGACAAUGGGCAUAGAAUCGUAAGAAAAUAUUUUCUGUUUGGUUUUUAGAUACUUCUGUAAUUUUUUUCCUAAUUCAAAUCCUUCUUCGGAAUGAAAUUUCUCUGAAUGAUGAAAAAUCAGAAUCUUUUUACAUAAUGUAAAAAGAUUCUGAUAAAAUUAAAUUAAAAAACGUGAAUUUUUUUUUGAAAAAAAUCAGAAUCUUUUUACAUAAUGUAAAAAGAUUCCAAUGAAAAAUAAGAUGUUGAAAAUAAUGCUAGAUAUUUUUUCGGAACAGAAAUUCUAGGAUCCAUUUUACACAAUGUAAAAAGAUUCUGAUUUGAAAUGUUUCCGUCCCUAUUAAAAACAGAUUACAGACUUUUAAUGAAACUUGCUGGAAACUCACACUUGUCGACAUAUCAUUCUGGCGACUACGACGAAGACUUCAAUAUUCUUUAUCCUUUUUCCCCCUUAUUUUUUUGUGUUAAUAAACUUUUAAUAAAAAACAAACUAGUUGUUGAAAACAAAAAAAAACCAAAAAAAUAGAAGAAAAUCAAAUAAUUCAGAAUUUUUCUGCGGCAGAUAAAUUCCCGAAAAGAAUGAAACGUUUUACAUUUGUUUCAUAUUUUUCGAUAACUCCAAGAAAAAAUACUUAUUGUUUUUCUUCCUCCUUAGAAAGAGCUCAUCAUGCGCAUAUAUCAAAUUUUUGAGAUUGCAGGGCCCUUAUAUCGAGGUCAACACGCAACGCAGAACCGCAUCGCAACUGACGACAUGGCUACCUAUACUCAGAGAAAAGGUGGUCCAUGGGCAGCCCCUUGAAGUGCCCCGAGGGCUGAUCCUAAGGGCAACACUAGUGCAUCCAAGGGGCGACCUAAGGGCAAUUCAGAAAAACUAGGGUAUGACGUUUUUAAAUUUUAAAAAUUUUGACGUGGAAAAAAUCAUUUCUGUUUCAAUUUUUAAUUUCCAGCAUGGAAAAAUUUAGAAAAAAAACCGUGCACUACUUUCACAAUGGUGAUUACCGUCGGAAAACUAGUCUAUUUUACGAUCAAAAUGUAUUGUAAAUCAGAAAAUAUUUAUAAAGCUAGAACUUUUAUUCAAAAAAAAAAUGAAGCUCGAUCUCAUCAUUCUCAUUUUAGCAAAUUCGACCAUGGCAAACUCCUAUCGAAUACUAGGAGACACAAUAGAAUAUUAUUGAAGUCUAAUAUCACUUUCUCUUCACAAUUAAUUCUUUGAGUACUGCAAUAUCGGGUACAAAUAAUGUGAGGUAAAAUCUUUCGGAUUCACAAAUAUUCCAAAUAGCAAUACGAAUAAUCUCAAUUCAUUGCUGUUUCCAAAACUGUUCCUGCUUCUCACUUUGUACUUUUAAAGAUUUGUAGCAUAGCAAUUCGAAUAACAUGAUUAGGAAAUGAUUUCCCGACUAUUUUCUAGAACACCGAAAUGUGUGAAAUGAAAGAAAUUUAUUAUUUUUUGUGAUCGAAGACGUAACUAGGUCACAAAACUAGGUCACGUACUCAAAACAUACCCUUCGAUUUAUUUUUCCCAUUAGAAAAUUUGCCCUUCGUGCUGGUCCGAAGGGCAACACCUCGAAAAUACGGGCAAACCAGAUUCCUACGGGCAGCCCCGGGGCAAAAUUUUCUCUGAGUACUGUUUUUAAAUCCACAUCAUUUGACCUAGUUUUUUUUAUUUCUCACGUGUUUUUAAUUCAACAAUAAUUGAUUUUUUCUGGAAACAUUUUCUGAAAAUUUCCAAAUUCUGAACAAAAUCUCUAAAGAAAAAUUUAGAAAAGUUAUUUCAAUUUUUUUCAGUAAGAACUUACGAUAACUUUCACCAGAAAAAAAUAUGAAAAAUUGGAAUUUAGAAUUGAUUUUUCUGGAAAUCCCGCAAAUAUUAUUUUGAAAAUUUCAAAUUCUGAAGAAAAUUUCUGAAAUUUUCCAAUUCUGAAGAAAAUUACUGAAAUUUUCAAAUUCUGAACAAAAAAAUCUUCAGAAAAAGAAAAUUUCUGAAAUUUUCGAAUUCUGAACAAAAAAAUCUUCAGAAAAAGAAAAUUUCUGAAAUUUUCCAUACCUAAACAAAAUUUCUGAAAUUUUCGAAUUCUGAAGAAAAUUUCUGAAAUUUUCGAAUUCUGAACAAAAUUUCUGAAAUUUUCGAAUUCUGAACAAAAUUUCUGAAAUUUUCGAAUUCUGAAGAAAAUUUCUGAAAUUUUCGAAUUCUGAACAAAAUUUCUGAAAUUUUCGAAUUCUGAACAAAAUUUCUGAAAUUUUCAGAGAAGUAAAAAUCUCUAAAGAAAAGUUUCUCAAAAUUUAGAAAAAAAUUCUGAAAAUUUGGAUCGAACCAUAGCUUCAAAUUCAAAAAUCCCUAGAAUCGCCAAAUUUGUCUAACCUCACAAAAUCCCCAUUUCUUACAGUAAGCGAAGGCGACCAUUUCGGAAAACACGCAAUUCUCCGCGCCUGCAAACUCUACAACGUGCGAACCGUAGUUCGUGCUCACACGGUAGUUCCAAAUGGCUAUAUGCCAAUUUGGCAUCACCGUCUUUUGAAUAUUUGGAGUGCACCGGCUCUUGGUGGAGCACAAGGUGCAGUUUUGUGUGUUUCGAGGGAUAUGAGUAUUACUCCGGUGAUUUUGAGAGCAAGGAAAUAUUAG